Molecule: messenger RNA, 759 nt
Organism: Osmerus eperlanus (European smelt)
Lineage: Eukaryota; Metazoa; Chordata; Actinopteri; Osmeriformes; Osmeridae
Product: DNA polymerase theta-like
Exons: 7
Coding region: 169-759 (196 amino acids)
Biological process (GO): DNA-templated DNA replication; double-strand break repair via alternative nonhomologous end joining
Molecular function (GO): DNA-directed DNA polymerase activity; DNA binding
Source: RefSeq, a predicted model, not a curated record
CGGGUGCUAGCUCACCUCUCUAAGGACCGGCGCCUCCUACAGGUGCUGAACGGAGGGGUGGAUGUUUUCCGCUGCAUCGCGGCAGAGUGGAAGAACAUAACCCCAGAUGCUGUGAAGGACGGCCUCAGACAGCAGGCCAAGCAGAUUUGCUAUGGCAUCAUCUACGGGAUGGGAGCCAAGUCUCUGGGGGAGCAGAUGGGCGUGGAUGAGAACGAUGCUGCCUGUUACAUAGAGAGCUUCAAGGCCAGAUACACAGGGAUCCAGUCCUUCCUGAGAGACACGGUGAAGAGCUGUGUAAAAAAGGGCUACGUUCAGACACUGCUGGGACGCAGGAGAUACCUGCCUGGGAUCACAAACGGCAACACCUACGCCAGGGCACAUAGUGUGUGUGGUUCUGCCUCUCAGGCAGAGCGCCAGGCGGUGAACACCACUGUUCAGGGUUCAGCUGCUGACAUUGUUAAACUGGCCACUGUCAACAUCCAGCAGAGACUACAGGAAACCUUCCCUACUGCCCCCCUGUCACAUCAACACCCACACUCAGACAGGGGCCGUAGCAGGACAUGGCCUCGGGUCAGAGGGGCUUACUUCAUCCUGCAGCUGCAUGACGAGCUGAUCUACGAGACCACAGAAGAAGACCUCAUUCGGGUGGCUCAAAUAGUGAAGAGAGAGAUGGAGUCAGCAGUCAAGCUUUAUGUGAAGCUCAGAGCCAAAGUCAGGGUGGGACCCAGCUGGGGUGACCUCCAGGACAUGGAAAUAUGA